Molecule: messenger RNA, 510 nt
Organism: Dicentrarchus labrax (European seabass)
Lineage: Eukaryota; Metazoa; Chordata; Actinopteri; Moronidae
Product: spermatogenesis-associated protein 45-like
Exons: 2
Coding region: 151-414 (87 amino acids)
Source: RefSeq, a predicted model, not a curated record
UUUCACAGCAUAAAAGAUCUUUGGCGCGCAGACGCGCUUCUUCAGGUUUCCCGUUGCCGUGGAAACGCCAGCAUCACAAACUGACCACAGUUUGGAUAAUUUAUAACAGGAAAAAAAAAUACACAUCAAAACAUUCACAGCAAACACACAAUGUCCGGGUGUGAAGAGCGGGCUCUCCUGGAGCUCAACCUGCGGAGGGAGACGUGGUGUCAGGUGGAGACGAACCCCCGGCAGUCCUGGGAGAGGACCGAGAGGAGACAUUACCGGAGUCACCUGCGGACCAGCCCGGUCCUCCUCACCGCUCUGACCGCCGGACCGCAGCGCAGGGCGGCGGCCUGCAGCGAGCGGCCGCCGCCCGCCAAGCUUCCGGAGAGAAGGCACUUCGAAGAGAACCAUAAAUCACACCUGGUGUAGGCGGCUGCAGCCCACAAGCUAAUACAACAAUUACACACGGGACCUGAACACACUUCAACUUUCAGGAUUUUAUUUCCAUUAACACAGAGCAGAAUA